AUGAUGUCGCGAACCACUGAAGAUACCCCGCUGCUGUCGGAUCCCACAGCCAAUGAAUUAGGAUCCCCGACGGAUGAACGAUACGAUCCGAUUGUGGAAAGACAUCAACAACGAUGCGCCAAAACAAUCUUCAUUUUGACGUGGAGCUCGGCACUGCUCGCAGUCUUCAUCCUUGUUCUGGACAUGACCAUCAUCUGCGUACAUCUUGUCCAAUUCGGCAGCCUUAGAUCCUGGGGACCAGAGUUUGCUCUAAUUGGCACCUUCUUCACUCUCCUGGGCGCCGGAUUUAUCUCGUUCCUUAAUCUGGCUCGUUUGUAUCUCUGGAACCGACCUAUCUGGCUAUGGUUGAACCUAGUCCUGGACCUCGCUAUCGUCUUUUAUUCAUUCGGGUUUGGAAUGUUAGGGUCAGGAAUCGGUGACCUAGGAUCAUGGGGCGCAGAUAUACUCAUAUGGUUCAUCCGUAUCACCCAGGUCGUAUGCUGGUUGGUUGUGGUGUUCGGACUGAUUCACUUGGCUCUGUUCUUCGUGCGAUGCUUCCUGUCCUUCAGCUACCGGCCCUGGCGUGAAUAUCGUAACUGGACGUUGCCCCGUGGGCGCUUAAGUAUUGAGUUCAAGGUGCAAUUCCUUCGACAGUCAGACAAUUCCGAGGCUUCGCCCGAUGCUACUACCUCUGGCACCGGAAUCCAGGCAGAAGUGGCGGCGCAGAGUGUUUGA
Penicillium nucicola is the source of this 714-nucleotide messenger RNA. RefSeq lists its product as uncharacterized. The transcript has 3 exons. NCBI's taxonomy places the organism in Eukaryota, Fungi, Ascomycota, Eurotiomycetes, Eurotiales, Aspergillaceae. The coding region runs from base 1 to 714 and encodes 237 amino acids. The record is from RefSeq and is a predicted model, not a curated record.